This is a messenger RNA of Closterium sp. NIES-65, 651 nucleotides long. Lineage: Eukaryota; Viridiplantae; Streptophyta; Zygnematophyceae; Desmidiales; Closteriaceae. The record is from the annotation of a GenBank genome assembly.
AUGGCCACUCUUCGCUCCGUGUUCAUCCUCGCAUUGGUCCCCGCACUCCACGCCGCGGCUGCGCCAAAGCAGCGGGGCGACGUCACUGCUGGUGGAAGCGCAGCCGUGGACGCGGCGAGUUGGGGCCGCAAGCUGCUGGAAGCGAGCGGCGGUGCGGACGUGCACGUGGGUGGCGAGGAGGAGGAGGUGCGGGAGGUGACGGACGGGCUGGACGAGGCGGUGCGGGUGCUGCUUGCUUCAGAUGUGUGGGAGCGGAUGAAGAAGCAGAACCCGAAGAGGAACCUGAACUUAGGCAACUUGAAGAAGUAUGUGCCAGAUAAACCGGUCUGGAAGUUUGAGCAGCCGCUCAAGGCUUCGGGCGACGGGCUGGACGAGGCGGUGAGGGUGCUGCUGAGCUGGCAGAAGAUCAAGCAGAUGAACUCGCACGAUUGCCUCAAAUCCCCUGCCAGUGAGCCCUUGAAGGGGGGAAUUCACCCUGUGGAAUCCCUUGUCACCCCUUUGCAUCCCUGCGUCUGUCCUUGCCCUUCCACACCCAAGCAGCCGCUGCCAGUGAUGGUCGGGUUCCUGCAGGGCAACCCACCCCUGCCGGUGAUGGUCGGGUUCCUGCAGGGCAACCCAGUGAGCCACUGGAGCGGGGGGGUCAACCUGUGA